CGCUCCCACUACCAUUUCUUCCACGAUUUCAAUUAUCGCCAUCCACCCCACGACAACAUCAUUUCCUAGGCAAAGUUUGCAAGCUCAUUGCUCUUCCAGUUGCACUCAUCUCUAUCAUCGGUUUCCCAAAGCUCACUGUGACAUCCAAGUCUGCAGACAUCAUGACUACUUGGCACGACCGGGUACACUCUGUCAACCCCUUUUUGACUCGAGAAAACUAUUCUCGACGUAGCAUCACUGCCUACAAAAUUUUCACCACCCUUUCUUGGUUGCUUUUGGUCAUCGUCACGGUUCAUUAUACCUUCGCCAAACCCCACGAUGGCCACCAUCGCCACACCAUUUGGGGUCAGAACCACCACCGCCACACGCCUUUUGCGCUGAACUCCAUUAUCACCAGCAUCUACUGGAUUGUACUCUUCGUUCUCCAGUUGGGCUAUGUGUGGCACCUCUUCAGCUCUAACACUGACGCCGUCAAUGCGGCCGCCAAUGUCGGCAGCCAUUUCAUCUUCAAUAACUUGUUCUACUUUGCUUUUGUGAUGCUUUGGGUGCGCUCUCAUUUCUGGAUCGCUGAGCUCAUCCUCAUCAUCAACUUCUUCAAUCUAACUGCUCUGUAUUUCCGUCACUCCACCUUACCCCGCCUGAUCCAUAUCCCCGUUGUCUCAGGCCCCCUGGCUUUCAAUUAUGUCGCCCUCUUUUGGGUUGGAGCGGCCAUGGUCAAUGCGCAUACAUUGCCUGCUCGCAUCCUCGCAAAUAUUGCAAUCUGGGGUAUCCUUGUCUAUGGAGGAUUCUAUCUGAUUGCAUUCAAGGACUACACCAUGGGCUUCGCGCUCAGUGUGCUUGCAGCUGCAUUGGGUGUUGCCCAGUUCUUGACCCAUGUCAUUGCGUUCCAGUGGAUCUUUGCCUUUGUCAUUAUGGCUCUUUUGUUCAUCAUGACCAUCCUCAUCUCUCUUCCUGGAGCGCUUGGAGAAAAGAUUCGAUACAGACAGCAGGGCCAGGUGGUCAGCGAAGACCGUGAACGGGCCCCGCUUCUGGAUGACCGUUAAAUCUCGACUAUCUCGGAGAAGAUUCCUUCCACGAAUAGGUCCAGUUCGAAAAAUAAAGAAGACGAUUUUGCUGUGCAAUGGUCCAAACAGCAAAAGUUCCUCGAGCAAAACAGCGAAAGUCUCUUUUGAUUCAUUUCUUUUCUUAGGUGCCUCCUUAUUUUACUCAAUUCUCACAAUGGAGGCUUUUUUUUUCGGCACUGUCUAGGGUCA
Messenger RNA from Xylona heveae TC161, 1253 nucleotides. Its product is annotated as DUF1774-domain-containing protein. Bases 162 to 1043 code for a protein of 293 amino acids. The transcript is spliced from 3 exons. The record is from RefSeq and is a predicted model, not a curated record. Lineage: Eukaryota; Fungi; Ascomycota; Xylonomycetes; Xylonales; Xylonaceae.